CAAGUCCAAACACAUUUGGCCUUCAAAUUUCGCGGCUGAGAGUUGUCAAGGAAUGGCGACGGUACUUAUGGAAUCCGCGUUGCCGCCGUUCAGGAAAUCGGUAGAAGACGACGGCUCGAGUCCGUCGGACGCCAUCGCAUUCGUCGGGCUGUGCUUGGUGUUAGGAAUCGCAUGCAGGCAGGUCUUGCGUGGUACCAAAGUACCCUACACCGUCGCUCUCCUCAUUCUCGGCAUUCUCGUCGGUUCUAUAGCAUUUGGUACACACAUUCCUUUGGGUAAGAUUGGGGAUGGCAUUCGAAUUUGGGCUGGUAUUGAUCCCGAUCUUCUAUUGGCCGUUUUUCUUCCUGCCCUACUAUUUGAGAGUGCAUUCUCUAUGGAACUGCACCAAAUAAAGAGGGGUAUUAUUCAUAUGAUUAUACUAGCUGGACCUGGUGUUUUGAUGUCAACUUUCCUUCUUGGAUCUGCCUUGAAGUUCACUUUCCCUUAUGGCUGGAGUUGGAAAACAUCAUUGCUGUUGGGGGGAAUUUUGAGCGCUACUGAUCCUGUGGCCGUUGUCGCUCAUUUAAAAGACCUUGGUGCCAGCAAAAAACUGAGUACAAUAAUUGAAGGAGAGUCCUUGAUGAAUGAUGGGGUAUCAAUUGUGGUUUAUCAGCUCUUCUAUCAGAUGAUCCUUGGAAAGAGCUAUGACUGGGCAGCCAUAAUCAAAUUUCUAUGUCAAGCCACAUUUGGAGCUGUAGGUAUUGGUCUUGCUUUUGGUAUAUUAUCUAUAAUGUGGCUUCGAUUCAUUUUCAAUGACACUGUGAUAGAGAUAACUCUAACAGUUGCUGUGAGCUAUAUCGCCUACUUCACUGCUCAAGAGGGUGCUGCUGCAUCCGGUGUUUUGGCGGUGAUGACUUUAGGAAUGUUUUAUUCUGCGGUUGCAAAGACGGCUUUUAAGGGUGAAAGCCAGCAAAGCUUGCAUCAUUUCUGGGAAAUGAUCGCCUACAUUGCUAAUACAUUAAUUUUCAUCUUGAGCGGUGUUAUUAUAGCUGAAGGUGUUCUAAAUGGUGAUGAUAUUCUGGGAAAUGGAAAAUCUUGGGCCUACCUUCUUCUUCUGUAUGUUUAUGUACACAUUUCGCGGCUUAUAGUUGUUGGCGUAUCAUUUCCCUUGCUUCAGUAUUUUGGCUAUGGGUUAGAUUGGAAGGAGGCUAUAAUCCUCAUAUGGUCAGGUCUGCGAGGUGCUGUAGCACUGUCACUUUCACUAUCGGUUAAGCGUACUAGUGACAGUGUCAGUUCUACAAUUCUCAGUUCCAACACAGGAGUCCGGUUUGCAUUCUUCACUGGUGGAAUUGUCUUCUUGACACUUGUUGUGAAUGGUUCAACCGCACAAUUCAUUUUACAGUUUCUAGCAAUGGAUAGGCUAUCAGCAGCUAAGAGGCGGAUACUGCAUUACACCAAAUACGAAAUGUUAAAAAAAACAUUAAAGGCUUUUGGUGAUCUUGGAGAUGAUGAGGAAUUGGGGCCUGCUGAUUGGCCCACUGUGAAAAAAUACAUAACAUGCUUAAAUGAAGUGGAAAUUGAACCUGCACACCCUCAUAUUGCAGCCGAAAGUAAUGACCAGGACAUUACAAAUUCGAACAAUGUACAAGAACGCCUUUUGAUUGGAGAAAAUGAAGACCUGGAAAUCACAAAUUUGACAGAUAUACGUGAACGCCUUUUGAAUGGAGUUCAAGCCGCCUACUGGACCAUGCUUGAUGAAGGAAGGAUUACACAAUAUACUGCAAAUAUUCUGAUGCAAUCUGUGGAUGAAGCAUUUGACUUGGUUUCAAAUGAGCCUGUAUGUGACUGGAAAGGUUUAAAGUCUCAUGUUCAUAUCCCAAAAUACUACAAGGUUCUACAAUCAAGUGUUUGCCCACAGAAAUUGGUAAGGUACUUUACUGUGGAAAGGUUGGAAUUUUCAUGUUCCAUUUGUGCUGCCUUUCUUCGUGCCCAUAGAAUGGCAAGAGAGCAACUCCAUGAUUUUAUAGGUGAUAGUGAUAUUGCUACCAUUAUCAUUAAUGAAAGUCUGGCAGAAGGAGAAGAAGCAAAUGAAUUCUUGGAAGAUGUUCGCGUUACAUUUCCUCAGGUUUUGCGUGUUGUGAAAACAAGACAAGUAACAUACUCGGUCCUGAACCAUUUAAUUGAUUAUGUACAAAACCUGGAGAAGGUUGGCUUGCUGGGAAAAAAAGAGAUGCUCCAUCUUCAUGAUGCUGUCCAGACUGACCUGAAAAUGCUUUUAAGGAAUCCCCCAUUAGUAAAGGCUCCAAAGAUAACUGAUUUGUUUAGUCUCAAUCCUCUGAUGGGGGCUCUGCCUUCUUCAGUUCGUAAACCACUUGAAGGGUCAACCAAGGAAACAAUUAAAUUACGUGGUGUGACACUUUACAAGGAGGGCUCCAAGCCUAAUAGCAUCUGGCUUAUUUGCACUGGGGUAGUCAAGUGGACAAGUGAGAGCAUAAAGAACAGGCAUUUACUGCAUCCAACUUUUACCCAUGGCAGUACCUUGGGCCUAUAUGAAGUGCUUACUGGUAAGCCCUAUUUGUGUGAUAUCAUCACAGAUUCAGUGGUUCUUUGCUUUUACAUUGAAAGUCACAAGAUACUUUCUAUGCUCAAGACUGAUCCCUCGGUAGAAGAGUUCCUAUGGCAGGAAAGUGCUAUUAUGCUUCUGAAACUUCUCCUUCCACAAAAGUUUGAGAAUAUGGCAAUGCAAGAUUUAAGAAUUCUUGUUGCUGAAAGGUCAACAAUGACCAUUUACUUGAGUGGAGAGGUCGUUGAAAUUCCUCACCGGUCCAUUGGGAUUCUAUUAGAAGGAUUUGUCAAGAGCCAAGGGAUUCAAGAAGAAAUUAUUACAUCUCCAGCACCUCUACUGUCCUCACAUGGUUAUCAAAGCUUCCGAAAUCUGGAAACAAUAGGCACCAUGGAAUCACAAACCAAUUUUUCUUGUCAAGGAUCCAGUUAUUUUGUUGAAACAAGAUCAAGAGUGAUUGUAUUCGACAUUGCCACAUUUGAAUCUGACAGUGCUCUAAGUAGAGAACAUACUGGUCUUAUUAGUUGGCCUGAACAGUACCUCCAUCUAAAGCAACUAGAGCAGAAUCCUGAAGGGACUAACCAACAAGCUAACAGCUUAUCUACAAGGGCACUGCAGUUGAGCAUAUAUGGCAGCAUGGUAAACGUCGAGCCGCCACGUAAUCCGAGUUUCCCGAGAAGUGUUCCAAUUUCAUUGUCUGAUUCUCGUCCCCUUGCUUCUGACAAACCAGAAGGGGCUUCUACGGUCAGAAAGAAUCUGAAAGGGAGAGCUGAGAAAGUCACUCUUCCAGGGCAGUCGAGUACAGACCCAAAAGAAAGUCAUGUAAUACAUGUUCCUACCGAUAAUAAUGAAGAAUGCAAACAAUAUAAAGACACAGAGACAUGACACAAGGGUUUUAGUGGGAAGAUUUCUCCCAUAGUAAUGCUAGUGCAUACAUUAAUAGAUGAUGAUUCCAGACUUACAGUGAUGAAUCUGGUGGUGAGGAUACACCAAGUAGGCUCAUUUUACAACUUAAAACUUCAGAAAGCAACCGAUUACUUGUGUGACGAAAUGUAAUUUUGCGUAUAUGAUAUUUACGAAAUGUAAUUCCCUUUUUCAUCCAGUUUGCUUGUGCCUUAAAGCAUGAAAGUAGACAAGUAGUGAUCCAUUUUCAAUUUGCCU
Messenger RNA from Argentina anserina (silverweed cinquefoil), 3703 nucleotides. Its product is annotated as sodium/hydrogen exchanger 8. The transcript has 24 exons. Lineage: Eukaryota; Viridiplantae; Streptophyta; Magnoliopsida; Rosales; Rosaceae. The record is from RefSeq and is a predicted model, not a curated record. Gene Ontology annotation, biological process: proton transmembrane transport; potassium ion transmembrane transport; sodium ion import across plasma membrane. Gene Ontology annotation, cellular component: chloroplast envelope; plasma membrane. Gene Ontology annotation, molecular function: sodium:proton antiporter activity; potassium:proton antiporter activity. The coding region runs from base 53 to 3427 and encodes 1124 amino acids.